Molecule: messenger RNA, 1049 nt
Organism: Camellia sinensis
Lineage: Eukaryota; Viridiplantae; Streptophyta; Magnoliopsida; Ericales; Theaceae
Gene: PAA2
Product: 20S proteasome subunit PAA2
Biological process (GO): ubiquitin-dependent protein catabolic process
Cellular component (GO): proteasome core complex; proteasome core complex, alpha-subunit complex
Source: RefSeq, a predicted model, not a curated record
UCUGUCUUGGACACAAAGCUUCCUCUCUCUCUCUCUCUCUCUCUCUCUCUCUCAAUAAAUCGAAGAAGAAGAAGCUGUUAGCAAUCAGUGAAAAUGAGUCGUGGAAGUGGAGGAGGCUACGAUCGCCACAUAACGAUCUUCUCUCCUGAAGGUCGUCUCUUCCAAGUCGAGUACGCUUUCAAGGCUGUCAAAUCAUCCGGAAUAACCUCCAUUGGAGUUCGUGGGAAGGACUCUGUCUGUGUCGUUACCCAGAAGAAAGUCCCGGAUAAACUUUUGGAUCAGACUUGUGUAACCCACCUGUUUCCUAUUACCAAGUACCUCGGAUUGUUGGCCACUGGCAUGACAGCUGACGCAAGGUCAUUGGUGCAACAAGCAAGGAAUGAAGCAGCCGAGUUCCGUUUCAAAUAUGGAUAUGAAAUGCCUGUGGAUGUCUUGGCAAGAUGGAUUGCAGAUAAAUCUCAAAUUUAUACUCAACAUGCCUAUAUGAGACCCCUUGGACUAGUUGCUAUGGUUUUGGGUAUUGAUGAGGAGAAGGGGCCUCAACUCUUCAAGUGUGAUCCGGCUGGCCAUUUUUUUGGGCAUAAGGCAACAAGUGCUGGAUUAAAAGAGCAAGAGGCUAUCAAUUUUUUGGAGAAGAAAAUGAAGAAUGAUCCUGCUUUCUCCUAUGAGGAAACAGUACAGACUGCAAUUUCUGCCCUGCAAUCUGUUUUACAAGAGGAUUUCAAGGCUACUGAGAUUGAGGUUGGAGUUGUGAGGAAAGAUAAUCCAGUUUUCAGAGUCUUGUCAACUGAGGAAAUUGAUGAGCACUUGGUUGCCAUAAGUGAGCGAGACUGAUCAACUCUAGACUCUCUGAUGCUGCUUUGUGAAAUGUCAGUGUUGGUACUUGAAACUAUCUAGUUAUGCUUGAAUUGAAUGUGGAAGUAGAAGUUCCCCUGGAUAUACUUUUUUAAUCAUCAAAGUACAAAAAUUAUGUUUCAGUUUAAACUGUUCCUUGUAUUGCACACGAUUUUUAUGGGAUAACAUGGUUUCAGACUGUUUUUCUGCACUCC